AUGGCGCGUGUCGUAGCAGCUUUCGUAUUCUCUCUCCUCCUCAUCGUGAUCGCUGAAUCCACCAACGAUUCUCAGGUGGGAUGCAGCAAAGUAUGUGUGGCUGAGAAUUGCAAUUCGGUUGGGAUUAGGUACGGAAAGUACUGCGGAGUAGGGUGGACUGGAUGUCCGGGAGAGAAACCCUGCGAUGAUGUUGAUGCUUGUUGCAAGGUUCACGACGAAUGUGUUGAGAAAGAAGGUAUGACUAAUGUUAAAUGCCAUGAGAAGUUCAAGCGCUGCAUAAAGAAAGUACAAAAAUCAGGCAAGGUAGGGUUUUCUAAGGAAUGUCCUUACGACACAGCUGUGCCUACAAUGGUACAGGGCAUGGACAUGGCUAUCUUAUUUAGUCAGUUGGGUAACUCAAAGCUUGAACUUUGAAUGGGUAACUUGAAUAACAUGUAUUGGUAUCAUUCUUUUCCUUCAACAGCUACAGUUGUAUAAGGAACCUCUAAACAAUAUAUGAAAAUACUAGGAAGGAUUCCCUUUAGUUAUGUGUUUGUGCAUUUUCUCUCUGUUCUCCUUAACUCAUGCAGGCCUUAUGGUGUAUUCAUAUUUUUCUGGGAUACAUGAA
Molecule: messenger RNA, 607 nt
Organism: Ilex paraguariensis (yerba mate)
Lineage: Eukaryota; Viridiplantae; Streptophyta; Magnoliopsida; Aquifoliales; Aquifoliaceae
Source: the annotation of a GenBank genome assembly